Notechis scutatus (mainland tiger snake) is the source of this 903-nucleotide messenger RNA. NCBI's taxonomy places the organism in Eukaryota, Metazoa, Chordata, Lepidosauria, Squamata, Elapidae. The record is from RefSeq and is a predicted model, not a curated record.
ACGGGAGCCGCUGCCGAGCGGUGGAAGGACAAGGUAAAAAGGAUUUGGAGGAAAAAGUAUCUUACUGGCUCUGGGUGUUUGGAAAGGCUGCCUGCACAGAACAUCCUUACCUAUAUCAUACUAGCUCUGCAGUUUGAAAACAGCAAAAGUAGAUGUUCACCAUUGGGAAGUAGAACACUUUAUUUUGAUACCCAUGCCUUUGUAUGCCUCUUGGAAGAAAAUGGAUUCACCACACAGCAGUCUGAAAUCAUUGUGUCUGCUAUAAUGAACAUCAUGAAAAACAAUAUGGAUAUGAUACACAAAGACAUGGUCACCAAAAUGCAACAGGAAAUUGCUGUUCAGCAGAUAAUGUCUCACAUUGGUGGUGUAAAAAAGGAUAUGAUUAUUUUGGAAAAGAGUGAAUUUUCAGCACUCCGAUCAGAAAAUGAGAAAAUAAAACUUGAACUUCAGCAGCUAAAAAAGCAAGUAACAGAUGAAACUUCUAAAGUGCGAACAGAUAGCAAGUUAGAUUUCAAUCUAGAAAAAAGCAGAGUAAAAGAAUUGUAUUCACUUAAUGAUAGGAAAGUAUUGAAAAUGAGAACAGAAAUAGUGGAAUUGCAUGCCCAGCAAGAUCGAGCUUUAACACAGACUUAUAGGAAAAUAGAUACUGAAGUUGCAGGUCUGAAAACAAUGCUUGAAUCACACAAACUUGACAAUAUCAAAUAUUUAGCUGGUUCAGUAUUUACAUGCCUUACCGUAGCACUCGGAUUUUACCGUUUAUGGAUAUAAUGGAACUUUAUUUUCAAGGAUCUUGUAUUAGCUUGCCAUAUGACAUGUUAUUUCCAUCUGAAAUAAUGAUUUUUUUCAGAAAGAGUACAUUUUAUUUAUUUGUUGCACUGAAGAAUAUAAUCAAAGAAUUACAUA